Molecule: messenger RNA, 862 nt
Organism: Penaeus monodon (black tiger shrimp)
Lineage: Eukaryota; Metazoa; Arthropoda; Malacostraca; Decapoda; Penaeidae
Exons: 2
Coding region: 30-530 (166 amino acids)
Source: RefSeq, a predicted model, not a curated record
UUCAAGUACGUUUAAAUCGAUACAAAACAAUGCAAGUCAAGCGAAAGCAAGUUAAUACAAAUCAACUACAACCUCCAAUAAAAGCAAACCAACGGGAAGCCAAUCCACCCCGAAUCAAAGCAAGCGGAAGCCCAUCCAACCCGAAUCAAAGCAAGCGGAAGCCCAUCCACCCCGAAUCAAAGCAAGCGGAAGCCAAUCCACCCCGAAUCAAAGCAACAGGAAGCCAAUCCACCCCGAAUCAAAGCAAGCGGAAGCCAAUCCACCCCGAAUCAAAGCAAGCCACGUCCCUUCCCCCUCACCUCUCUCUCCCUCAACCCAACCCGGUCGCAUACGUGUCAGUGGAGCCGCGGGUUCGUCGGGCCGCUCGAGCUCAGUGUGUGACCAACCUCCAUUGGGGAAGCACGUGCACGGCCGGCUGCGUGACAAGUGAUUCAACAUGCCUGCAAGUCCGAAACCUCUUUACCAACUGUUCGACGAAAUGUAAAACAAAAUUGAUAACAACAAAAAACAUUUCGUCAAAAUCCGCGUAACCGACCGGACGCACCGGAAAGAGGAACAAGAAAACAAACAAAAGGAACAAGAGAAAAGGACAAAGAAAGACAGAGAUUGAAAAAAAAGAAAGAACGAAUCGGAAAGCGAGUGAAUGAGCCUCACACGUCCGCCCAGCGCCGGCGUCUCUCCACUCCCUCAGGAUCGCCUCUUAUAUAAUCCUAUUAGCCUCUCUCUGAAUGCAGCGGAACUGUGAUUUGAGGUGAAGGAUAAGGCAAAGGAUAUAAGAAAGGCUGCCUCUCCUCAGCUCCCCCUCCCCCAACCUUAUACCCGUCACCUACCCCCCACUCCAGCAGUCUCUCCCAUCCCCCCC